UUCUGGAAUAUAUGGAAGAAAUACCAAUAAAUAGAAUCUAAUUGGAAAAAUCUUUUAAUUUUAUGCUAAAUGAUGGUUGGAUUUAUUAGUUACAUCAUUUAUUACAAGGGGUGGAUGUAGUUUACUUGUAUUGGUACAAUUAUGCAAAACUGAUGACUAUAUCGACAAAAGCUGAUGUGUGCCUUCAGUAUAAUUUACCACGGCAGACGAUCUGACAAAUAUUUUAAAAAGUGCUUUUUAUGAUGUUGGUGAACCGUGUUUAUUUUUUUUAUUGUUUUACAUGGAUAUGUGAACUUAAAUAAAUACAUCCUCUGAUUCGUUUUCUAAAAGAAUCUGGCAUCCGCCCCACAUGAACCACAUGAGCCAGAGUUGUUUCCGGUAUCAUUCAUCUCGCCUGGUAAUAAACUUGUGAGAUUCUUUUGAGGGCCAGCCGGACGGUUUUAUCUAGUUUGUACACUAGUAUCUAUAGUGAAUACAUAGGAUCUACGGUGCUCCCUUAACAUUUGUCUAUUUGUCUAUUUGUUUGUUUCUUUGUUUAAAACGUUAAGAACGCUGUCACAUUCAACUAUAAUAAAUUCAACACCACUUUCGAAAACCGGACACUUAUACUCUUAGAUUUGUUACAAAAUGCAGUAUAGCAGUGACGUGCGACGGAAAUGCCUUUUAUGAAUUAAAACGUAUUUUCCUACUGUACCGACACUUUGAAGUCAACCGGAAAUGAGCAGUGUAUUUUAUGCAGGCUCUCAAUUGUAAAUAUUAAAAGAACUUUGAAUUGAUAUUCAAUGAAUAGAUUUUCAUUUUUUUAAUUAAGGUAAUGGAUAUUUGUUUAUUUUUCUGUGCCUGGAAACAAAACAUUGAUUUGAUGAAAUGAUAAACGAUAAAACGCCUGUCGAUACAUUCAGAUUGGCCCAAUAACAUGAUGAUUUAAUGAACCGGACACCAAUAUCCUCACCAAAACAAUUAACUAACGCAAGAGUAAUUGUUCACUCGGCGCCGGAUUGAAAUUUUACUCUUUAAAAUGGAUUUCGCAAAGCUGAAAUCUACAACUUUGUAUUUUCUGUAUUUGAUUAUUCUAGCUAAUGUGAUAAUCAAAGUUUUAGCGAAUCAGAAAUUUGAAAAUGUGGCCUUUGGAAAAUGUUGCAGUGGACCGAAGGAUAUUAUCUAUUUAGCGGACACUUAUUAUCUGUGUACCGGACUUUGUAAGGAACGGCCUGCAUGCAAAGCCUAUAGCUACAACCGCUUAUCCUGGAUGUGUCGGCUACACACGGAAGAAUGUGCUGUAGGCACAUGUGCUGGAUUCUUAUACUCCAGGAAAGAGGAAUGGGACAUGACAAGUUUUAACGAUUGUACAUGUACAGAGGGACAAGUCUGUGUACAAAGGGAAAAUAACAUUGGCUUUGACUGCGAAAUAAAAGAAUGCGUCUUGCCGAACAAUCCAGCCAAUGGGAAGAUACUUGGCAAUGACGUUAGAGUAGGUCGUCAUAUUCGCUGUGAUUGCAAGGACGGGUAUGUACCGGAAGGGGAGUUAACUCGCGUGUGUCAGGGAAACGGCACGUGGAGCGGAAAUGAGCCGAAGUGUAACACUGCCUGUCCUGUAGUCGGAAGUACAGAGUGGGGACUGUCCUGUUACUUCGUUGUUACAAGCACUAGUCUAAAGAAAACGUUCAGUGACGCAUCCGCUUAUUGCGCAGUAAACGGUGGUCACGUGAUUCAUGUGACGUCUCAGGCAGAACACGAGUACAUUACAAGUCGGCUGUCAAAACCAUCAAACGUUGCUGCUACACGUUACUGGGUUGGUGUCGUGCGCAACAUUACAGAUGGAAAUUGGUACCUGUCCGAUUAUACUACGCCCAUUGUAUACGAAAACUGGGCCAGUCUAGAACCAAAAGGAGGCUUCGAUUGUGCCGCGUAUAAGUACGAAGAAACAGCGCCGUUCAAAUGGCAAUGGGUUUCUCAGUCCUGCACAGAGUACCCGAGAUAUCCAUUGUGUGAAUAUGAUCUUUAAAGCAGACACAGCUUCAACGUUCAUUGCGUUUGUCACAUUUGCAUGCAUAUAGGCAAUAAGCCUAACUUUUAAAGAUAUAGCAUGUGCACCCCUGUCAUUACAAGCUCCUAACAGCGGUUACCUUCCCUUGCGUUCAUUAUAACAAGUCACUUGACACUGCAAACUAGCAGAGACGUCUAAGUAACAAACUCACCUCAAUUUGUUAUUUGAACAAUUAUGUGCGCGAAUAUUACCAUCUAGAUGCGAAAACUUAAUCAAAUCUAGUUAAACAUUAAUGUACCGUAAGGGGAAGUUAACGCUGCAGGGACUUUGCUGUAAUUAUAGACAACAACAACAACAACAACAACAAUUACUUUUAUUUAAGUCAGGUCAAAUAGUGUAACAGUAUGACUGAAUAAAGUAAAUAAAGUGUGGGUUUUUGUUAGCAAUAAUGCAAUAAGAUAAUUUUCUGUAAUGAACAUGGGGACAGUUAGAGAUCCUCUUGAAGUGUACUUAACCUGGCUGAAUACAAAUACAAAUUUACAUGUGUAUGACUUUAAGAGCAUGCUUGCAACUGAAAUUUAAUGUCAUUGAAUAGCAUUGAUUUGUUUAAAAAAAAACUACCAAUUAUUUAGUGGUAGUAAAAAUUAAUAAUGCCGAACACGAUUGAUUCUGCCUUUGCGACUAGUGUAGAUCAUGAUCAGCCUGCACAUUCGGGCAGUAUGAUCAAGAUCUGCACUGCUCGCCAUUCAGUCAGUAAGUUUUUGGUAAGCACCCCUUUUAACGAUUAAUGGUACGGUCCAAGUUGAAUGAUCGGUAAGUUAAUUAUUGAAAUUUAGUAGGGUAAGGUUUAAAUGUUUAUAGAUACAAAUAUGACGUUUAUUUUGUGUUUCUAUAUAUAUUGUGUAAUUAUUGUUAUUUCUUUUAAAUUUGACAUUGGACAUAACCUUACCGAAAAGUGAGACUCUAUAUUUUCAAGAGCGCAAGUAAAAAUGUGAACACACAAAAACGUUAUUUGAUACUAAUAAUUUAAGUAAAUGAAGAACAUUUGGAGCAAAACGGUAAACAAAAAAACUCAAUUCCAUCCACAGUUUGGAGUAAUUUCCGGAUUAUAUUUUACAGACAAUGUCCAUUAUUAUUCAAUAAAGAAACAUUGGACACGAUA
Mercenaria mercenaria is the source of this 3149-nucleotide messenger RNA. RefSeq lists its product as uncharacterized. NCBI's taxonomy places the organism in Eukaryota, Metazoa, Mollusca, Bivalvia, Venerida, Veneridae. Gene Ontology annotation, biological process: biological process involved in interspecies interaction between organisms. The record is from RefSeq and is a predicted model, not a curated record. The transcript has 6 exons. The coding region runs from base 1019 to 2005 and encodes 328 amino acids. Gene Ontology annotation, cellular component: external side of plasma membrane. Gene Ontology annotation, molecular function: carbohydrate binding.